CUAUACUCCCCAGAAAACAUGGCGGAGACUCACGUUGGCUCUGGAAAGGUAACUCUAUUUCGACAGGAGUCCCCGGAUGGCCUCACCUACCGCAUCCCAGCCCUGCUGUGCCUUUCCCACGAGUCCACUUUCCUGGCCUUUGCAGAGGAGCGCUCGACAUUCAGAAAUGUAGACGCCAAAUUCCUGGUGAUGAGACGAGGGCAGAAGGAAGGAACAUCUGUCCAGUGGGGCCCUCAAGAAUCUCUGAUGACAGCCAUGUUGCCUGAUCACCGCACCAUGAAUCCUUGUCCAGUGUAUGAGCAAGAGAGCGGCAAAGUAUUCCUGUUUUUUAACUGCGUGAAGAACCACGUCACAGAAGAACAGCAAAUCACAACAGGAAGGAAUGCAGCCAAGCUGUGCUACGUCUUUAGCCAAGAUGGUGGCCGCACCUGGAGUCAGCUGACUGAUUUGACUGAUCAAGUGAUUGGAGAUGAAUUGGGAAACUGGGCCACAUUUGCGGUCGGACCAGGCCAUGGGGUACAAUUGCGCUCCGGGCGUCUGGUGAUUCCAGCAUAUGCUUACUACAUCCACAAACACGACUCUUCCACCCCACCUGCCCAUUCUAUCGAGCCGCAUUGCUUCACAUUCUACAGCGAUGAUGGGGGCCAGCACUGGACCCGGGGACAUCUUGCCAUGAGACUCCAGACAACGGAAUGCCAGGUUGCCGAGCUAAUCCGCCAGGAUGAAACUCAAGUGCUGUAUUGCAACGCUCGAACAUCACAGAAGUACCGGGCUGAGGCCUUCAGUAGGGAUGAUGGGAAACGAUUUGAGAAAUCCUUCCUAGGCAUGUUGUCCGAGCCUCCCCAGGGUUGCCAAGGGAGUGUGGUGAGUUUCACCCCGUCACUGCCACCCUCAGAUCUCGACCUAACAACAAUGCUAGGUGAAUUGACUCCUUUUCCGAAUAUUCAUCUCAGACUGACCCUCAAGACUGCCAAGAAAUGGCUGGUUUUCUCUCACCCAACAAGCACAAAGAAGUGUGUGGAUUUAGGCAUUUACCUGAACACGUCCCCCUUGGAGAAAGGUACCUGGAAGACCCCCUGGGUGAUAUACGAGGGUCCCAGUGGCUACUCAGACCUGGCCGUGUGUGAGGAGGGGCAAUCACAGCUUUUCGGCUGCUUAUUUGAGUGUGGAGUGACCAGAGAAUAUGAGGAGAUUGCUUUCAAACUCUUCACCAAUGUCGGGCUCCUGCAGCAUGUGAGACAUUUGUUCCUUUAG
This is a messenger RNA of Eublepharis macularius, 1254 nucleotides long. Its product is annotated as sialidase-3-like. NCBI's taxonomy places the organism in Eukaryota, Metazoa, Chordata, Lepidosauria, Squamata, Eublepharidae. The coding region runs from base 19 to 1254 and encodes 411 amino acids. Gene Ontology annotation, cellular component: membrane; cytoplasm; lysosome. The transcript is spliced from 2 exons. Gene Ontology annotation, molecular function: exo-alpha-sialidase activity. Gene Ontology annotation, biological process: ganglioside catabolic process; oligosaccharide catabolic process. The record is from RefSeq and is a predicted model, not a curated record.